Molecule: messenger RNA, 5138 nt
Organism: Betta splendens (Siamese fighting fish)
Lineage: Eukaryota; Metazoa; Chordata; Actinopteri; Anabantiformes; Osphronemidae
Exons: 2
Coding region: 2360-3514 (384 amino acids)
Source: RefSeq, a predicted model, not a curated record
AAGAGCCCACGAUCCUCAAGUUGCUUCUGCCUUUUAACCUUUUUCCCUGGACCUGGUGGAAUCUCCUUAUCACACUGUGGGUGAAGAUGUUCAUAUUACACAGGGAAUAAACAAGGCUACAGCCUUGGGUCUGGUGAGGCAUCAGACAGAAAGGAGCCAGAGCCCAGGGUUAAAAGGCAGACUCAGGCCAUGAACAAUCGGUCACCUUGAGAGGGAGAUAGAUUGUCUGUCUGAGAAUGUUCAGUUCUGGGUCUAAUCAACAAGUACAGAAUGCAUGGUCACUAUACAGAGUCAGAAAUGAACACAAAAGCAUUAAAGUACAAUUUUUCCAUUACAGUCACAACCACGGACAAUGUAAAUAAUUAUUCCUUUGUUUGUGUUAAUUUCAGCUCAGAGCCGCUGCUCUACUCUUAUCAGUGGCUGCUGAAAGGAGAGGCUGUAACUGAGGCCCUCAUACAGGCUGCUCGACAGCUUGUUUCCUCACAGAAUACGACCUUUAGAGACGCAUCUGACCUGUCUUGUACAGCACAUGUGUCCACUGGUCCUGAUGAGGAGUUUGAAAAAGCAUGGUUACGCACACAUGCGGACAAACUAACCUCAACCUCUCUGUUUUGGGAUGAACAUAGGGUCUGCGCUUGCGAUUUCUCUCACUAAUGAGCAAGAGAGAUUUGUUGGGUGCUUAAUCUACAGAUCCACAUGUCCUUCUGUCAAAACAUGACGGACACAGAUGGCAGGACUUGGGUCCUUUCGUGGACAGAUGUCAACUGGCAAACGACUUCCGACCCGUAUGCGAUGUAUUCACCUACUUUGCAUGCUUACAAAAAACUUUUUCUGUCUAACUUUCAUGCGCAGCGUACAGUGCACUUGGUACCUCAACAUUCCACACACACUCCACACCACAUGUUUUUGUCGGAGGACGCUCUGACGCAGUAUCCAGCCUUACAGGAAGUUCCAGCUUCCCUGUGGGCCACACACAAAUAUGAUGUAGGUUUGAUCAAAGGGUGUGACCCAGUGGUCAUCACGCCAAAAUCUGACUACAGACCAUGCAAACAGCAAUACCCUUUAAAGAGAGAAGCAAUUGAAGAAAUAACACCGGUGUUUAACUCUCUUUUGAAAGCAGGAGUCAUCGUCCCAUGUGACAACUCUCCAGUGAGGACUCCACUCCUCCCGGUUAAGAAAAUCAGAGACAAAGGACAGCCAACAGAAUGGAGGUUUGUCCAGGAUCUGCAAGCAGUAAAUGCGGCGGUCCAACCACGCGCGCCUACGGUGAAAGCGGCUCUGCCCAAACAGGCGACAGAACCACUGCACAUCAUUCAACCAGGAGACUGGGUGAUCAUUAAGGAGCUUCGCAGGAAGCACUGGAACUCAAAGCGGUGGCAAGGUCCCUUCCAAGUCCUUCUGACGACCAACACGGCUGCGAAGAUCGCAGAAAGAGCGACUUGGAUACACUCCAGCCACUGCAGGAAGGUCCCGGAUCCGACAGACGACCCUCCAUCUACAUCUACACCACACGGAGAAAACCACCACUGACGAAAAGAACUGAGAAGGACGACCCUCGCUGUGCUCACACACGCACUGAGACGAGGCUGCGUUGACCGUUCAGCUAAAGGUAUGAGCCAAGCGCCGCCUGAAGCUGCGCCGGUGAAUCACACUAUCAGACCAUACAUCUACACACACGCUCCUGAGAAAACACACACACGAGCAGCCUCGAGUUGCUGAUGCUGGACGACGUGUAGACUCUUCACAUCACGGGAGUGACAGUGACUCAGACGACAUUGGGAGGAAACCUGGCGGUGAUAACGAAUCCCAGGUGUCCCUGUGAUCAGCUGAUCAUAACCUGAAGAACCCCAACGAACUGUCAAGGUGUCAACAAACAGGUUGGAAACAAUCUAACGCUACUGUUCAACAGGAAGAAGAAGACAUUGAUUGUGACCCUGUUGUUUUUGAUAUGUUACUUUAAUAUUUGCUCUAAAUUAUGUGGUUGAUUUACAUGUAUACCUCUUUGUGAUUUCAGCCACUAUUUUUAAACAAAGCAUUUUAUGCUUCCACUUGAUUAACACUUACACACAAAUUUUUAUCUUCCACUGACACAAAAUGACAUUCACCAGACGAAAAACGAUAAAAAUGAUUGUCAUAUCAACCAUUGCGGUGACAUGUGUGACCUUCCCGUACUUCUGGAGAACUCACACACUUGUUCACUAUAGAUCCAAACGCGACAUUAAGGACCCUAAAGCCUGGCAGCUUGCCCAAAACUACGUAAAUCAGAACCCCACAGGGAACUUAUGGUUAGUGUACCUCAACUUCUAAAACCCUCACAAACAAUUCAUGUGUAGCAUGUGCUGUCGCCAGACCCGAUCUCAUGGCUGUGCCCACUCCCUUUAACAGUAGUGAGUGUUACAACGAGCGACAACUGUACAAUAAGGACACCGGGUGUAGAAACACUGCGGACCCCAGCGCUCCGAGAUGUGAUCCGGCUUGCAAAAUGUGCGCCUUGCACAAUCUGGGCAAGGGUAUGGAGAUGUACAGUCCCGUCACACAUAAGAAAGUUGAGGUGGCCGAUAUCAAGGUAACAAAAAAGGAGCCCGCGGCUCCCUUGUGUUACACGGUGUGUACCAUGUGUCAGUUCGAAUGCUUCACCUCCAGCCUCGACGGAGGAAUAGAUGUAGGCCACUUCCCCAAUUGCCACUUGACAUGGGACGUCUCCAACGCACACGGGCUUAAACCUGAAGACCAGGUGAUUCGGUUUGCGAUUCCAACUCACACCGAUGCUGCCCCUUUACCCUCAUAUACAUAUAGGAUCAAUAAUGUCUCACACGUUGCCCCAUCCUCUACCGACUUAGUCCAGCAAAGGAAGCCCUUGUCCGACAUGUGGUGGCUCUGCAGGGAUCACCCCAGGGUCACCUUACCAACCAAUUGGACCGGCACCUGUACUCAGGUAGUGUUCCUCACAGGGGGAAUACACCUUUUGCCCUCAGCUCCACAGAAACACUCACGCACCAGGCGCAAGGCUCCAGGAGGUUCCUUGGAUCCUGACCUUUACAUAGAUGCAAUAGGCGUACCAAGAGGAGUGCCGGAGGAGUUUAAGGCUCGCAACGAGCAUGCGGCGGGGUGGACGAGUGCUAUUCCCUUUAUGGGCCCCAUAAUAGAGGUUAACAAGAAUUCGGCCUGGAUUAACUACCUUUAUUACAAUCAACAGCGUUUCAUCAACAAAACUGCGGGCGUUAUGAGAAGCAUGUCUGGGCAGCUGGCUCCUACGUCUCAGAUGACUUGGCAGAAUAGAAUGGCCCUGGACAUGUUGCUAGCGGAGAAAGGAGGUGUCUGCGUUAUGUUUGGAGAAGCGUGCUGUACUUUUAUCCCCAACAACACUGAUUCUAAUGGUACUGUGACAAAGGCUAUCGAGGGCCUUGAGAGUCUUAGAGAUGAAUGGGCUAGAAACUCCGGCGUAGAUCCGUCCCCUUGGCGCUGGCUAGACCAAACUUUUGGAAAAUGGAAAUCAGUUUUUAUGUCGGCAUAAGUCUCGCUUAUCAUCUUCAUGGCUGUGAUCAUGUUGCUUGGUUGUUGUGUUAUUCCUCCUAUUAGGGGUCUCAUCAUGCGCGUGAUAUCAGCGGCGCUUUUGUACCAAAUGACACAAUGCACUACAUUCAGGAAUCCGGACACCGGUUCACUCAUUAAUUCUGAUGCUGACUCUGUAGAAGAUGAUGUUGACGUUGAUAACGAGGACCACAAAGAUGACUCAGAUGAUGAUGGUAGUGACACAGAGACUGUCUCCACAAUAGUUUAAAUCAACAUAUAACCCUCUUCCCAUUUUUGCUUGACUGAACAUGAUCUGAUUGGUUAUAGGCUUAUGUCCCUGUCUUUCCAAAAGCUCAUACACAAGGGUUAUUCUAGUAUAACUACCCACAAAAACAGCUUAUAAUCUUUUAUCCCUACGCCAUUUACAUUUUUAUAAGCAAUACAUUAAACGAAUCAUUUUUAAAGAAUCCUUUAUUACUACAAAAUGAAUGCCACGAUUGACAAUUUUUACCCUUUUAAUGUUUGAUUAAUGUGUAAUCAAAAGGGGGGAAAUGUAAUAGAAAAAUUGUACUUUAAUGCUUCUUGUGUUCAUUUCUGACUCUGCAUAGUGACCAUGCAUUCUGUACUUGUUGAUUAGACCCAGAACUGAACAUUCUCAGACAGACAAUCUAUCUCUCUCAAGGUGACCGAUUGUUCAUGGCCUGAGUCUGCCUUUUAACCCUGGGCCCUGGCUCCUUUCUCUCUGAUGCCUCACCAGACCCAAGGCUGUAGCCUUGUGUAUUCCCUGUGUAAUAUGAACAUCUUCACCCACAGUGUGAUAAGGAGAUUCCACCAGGUCCAGGGAAAAAGGUUAAAAGGCAGAAGCAACUUGAGGAUCGUGGUCUCUUUGCAUCACGCCUUCGUGGUGUGUGCACUGAUCUCCCCAGCUGGUUUUCUUUUUUUUAUUUGCUUUCCCCAUUAUUUUUAUUUUUUCCUUUCUUUAUUAUUUCAAUAAAUCGCACAAAAGGACAACUCUCUCAUCUGCUUCUUUAUGGGAAAUUUCCACCACACUGACUGACUGCUCAGACAUGUGACACCAUACAGUGAGCAGACCAGACGUAUGUCAUGAACCUGGGCUGUUCCUGUGCUUUUGUGGUUGGCCAUGUUCAUUUCCUGUUUUAUUUUGGUAGUGUUUCCGGUUUCUGUUCUGUUGUGUCUUUUGCCUACUUUACGUUUCUGAUCACGUGUCCUGUCAGCUGUCUCCACUCAGUAAUUAGUUUCCUGCGUUUAAACUCCAGUACACAUCUGUGCCACCAUCUAUCGUGGUGUAAUGUUGUAGAUUAGCAAACAAAAUGUAUGCAUCAUUGUGCUGACACAAUACAUUUACUGUUAAAACCAUCUUGCUACAGCCUAAUUAGAUGGAACACAAACAUAAGUGCAUAUUUUUUACAACUGAUUCUGGGUAAGCGAGUGUGAUAUUGUGCUUAUUGAACAGUCUAAUUGCAGCAAAGAGCAAAGAUCUCCUUCCCAUGACAAGGGUGGAUCAGUCUGUCACAGAAGCUGCUCCCCAGAUCAGACGGUGUGUCCUGCAGUGGGUGAAAGUCAAGGUCCAGGAUAGAUGUUGGCUUUGCCAGGACUCUUCUGUC